Molecule: messenger RNA, 857 nt
Organism: Stereum hirsutum FP-91666 SS1
Lineage: Eukaryota; Fungi; Basidiomycota; Agaricomycetes; Russulales; Stereaceae
Product: ribosomal protein S5
Exons: 4
Coding region: 81-857 (258 amino acids)
Biological process (GO): translation
Cellular component (GO): cytosolic small ribosomal subunit; ribosome
Molecular function (GO): structural constituent of ribosome; RNA binding
Source: RefSeq, a predicted model, not a curated record
GACAACGCGCAAGACGACGAGCUCGCCCUACCCGCCUUCCUCAAGACUUUAACUCUCUUCUCGACCCGGCAUAAAACAAAAUGGCCGACACUGGACGCGGACGCGGUGGAUUUGGUAGGGGACGUGGUGGCGACAGGGGCCGUGGUCGUGGUCGUGGCCGUCGCGGAGGCCGCAAAGACGAGGAGAAGGAGUGGGUUCCCGUCACCAAACUCGGUCGUCUCGUGAAGGACGGAAAGAUCAAGUCGAUGGAGGAAAUCUACCUCUUCUCGCUCCCCGUCAAAGAGUACCAGAUCGUCGACUUCUUCCUGCCCAACCUCAAGGACGAGGUGAUGAAAAUCAUGCCCGUCCAAAAGCAGACCCAGGCCGGUCAGCGCACCCGUUUCAAGGCCUUCGUCGCUAUCGGUGAUUUCGACGGCCACGUUGGUCUCGGUGUCAAGUGCGCGAAGGAAGUCGCGACAGCCAUCCGCGGUGCUAUCAUCCUCGCCAAGCUUUCUGUCAUUCCCGUUCGUAGGGGUUACUGGGGUGCUGCACUCCAACAGCCACACACGGUGCCGUCGAAGGUCAGCGGGAAGGUUGGGAGUGUUAUGUGUAGGCUUAUCCCCGCACCAAGAGGAACGGGUAUCGUCGCUGCUCCGGCAUCGAAGAGGUUGCUCCAGCUCGCCGGUGUUCAGGAUGUAUACACGCAGUCGAAGGGUUCGACCGCGACGAUGGGUAACUUCUUGAAGGCUACCUUCGCUGCUAUCACCAAAACAUACGCCUUCCUCACCCCAGACCUGUGGCGCGAGAUCCCAGUGUCGAAGGUUCCCUACGACGAGCACUCCGCACAUCUCCAGCUCGCCGGCAAGAAGGCGUACUAG